UUGAAAGCCCAAAUUUUCCCGGCAUUCGACAAUCUUACCUAUCAUACCGGUCAAGCUCACCUGCGGAUACUUUCCAUUUGAAAAUGGCGCCAACCGCAGCUACUGCUGCGCAACCGACUCCUCCGUCUCUUUCUCUCCCCCCCUCACAGUUCGCGCGGCUUCAACCUCACGCUUACCUUCUCGCUCACUUAUCACCUCCCCCAGCAAGCAACCAGCCGUCCAUCCGAGCCAAUGGCCGCGCCACCUCCCAGUUCCGUGUUACUUCUGCAAAUACCGGCUCCUUGACUCACACAAAUGGCAGUGCGGUGGUGAGACUCGGAGACACCACUGCCGUAUGCGGUGUUCGAGCGGAAAUCCUGCACACAGAUGAUAUCGCCUCGUGGAGCGUAUCUCGACCACCACCAGCAUCGUCAGCCACUACCUCCAAUAAGCGCCGGAAGCUAAUGCCAAGCCAAAGUGAAGACGACGACAGCGACGACGACGAAUCGCACAUCCAAGACUUCAACCUUGUAGUGCCUAAUCUCUCCUUGAGUACCGGAUGCGCGCCGGGGUUUAUCCCUGGCGCACCACCCUCGGCUAUGGCACAGUCAUUAUCGCAUCAGAUUCUUACAUUGCUGCAUAGCACCCGGCUAGUUCGUACAGAGGACCUACGGAUCUGGUAUCAGCCGCCAAACUUUGGAGCCGAGGAACUAGAGCGUCAUAAUGAGGAUGAACAGAUGGAUGUAGAUGCCCCUCAGGGCGAGGCUGCUACUGAGAAAAACAGGGAGAUUAAGGCUUUCUGGGUGCUUUAUAUUGAUGUCAUGAUUGUUUCGCUUGCUGGUAAUCCAUUUGAUGCUGCCUGGGCUGCUGUUCUGGCUGCCCUCCGUGAUACUAAGUUACCCCGGGCGUGGUGGGAUGUUGAUAAUGAAAUGGUGGUGUGCUCGGAGGCUGUCUCGGAGGCGCGCAAGUUGACUUUGCGGGGAUUGCCUGUUUCGAGCUCGUUCUGUGUCUUUGAGGCUGAUGCGGCUUCCGGGUGGAGAGCAGUUGUUGUUCCAGAUGCUGAAGAGGAGAGGGAGCUCGAUGACAGCGCUAGGAGGGGCAAUCAACGGAGAUGGAUAUUGGCUGAUCCCGACGGAUAUGAGGAAGGGCUGAGCCAGGAAAGAGUCUGUGUUGUAGUUGACAAAGAGCAAGGUGGAAAGGGGAAGACUGUUGUUCUGAAAUUGGAAAAGAAUGGUGGAUGGGCAGUGGAUGCUAAAGAGCUGAAAGCUCUAGUAGACAUAUCCGCGCAGAGAUGGGAGGAGUUAAAACAAAUACUUGAACAGUGUUAAUACUCAACUAAAUAGGGAAGGUUACGGUUAAUGAUACUAAUUGAGAACA
Messenger RNA from Aspergillus alliaceus, 1356 nucleotides. RefSeq names its product 3' exoribonuclease family protein. The record is from RefSeq and is a predicted model, not a curated record. The transcript has a single exon. Gene Ontology annotation, cellular component: nuclear exosome (RNase complex); cytoplasmic exosome (RNase complex). The coding region runs from base 84 to 1307 and encodes 407 amino acids. NCBI's taxonomy places the organism in Eukaryota, Fungi, Ascomycota, Eurotiomycetes, Eurotiales, Aspergillaceae. Gene Ontology annotation, biological process: nuclear polyadenylation-dependent rRNA catabolic process; TRAMP-dependent tRNA surveillance pathway; U1 snRNA 3'-end processing.